ACGUGAAGAAGUAUAUUUGGAUCACACUGUGUUGUGAAUCGGAUCUAUUCGUCGUCUCUGAGGUCACUACGAAGCUGAUAGCAGCGUCAACAUGGCUCAAAGCGAGCAGCACUCACGGCUGGCUGUUCUCGGGACGGUCGUCUUCUACAUGGUCGUCGCUAUCAGCAUGACGCUGUUAAACAAGAACGUCCUUAGCUCUACACCUCUCCCUGUUUUCCUCCUCUUCUGCCAGAGCGCAAUGGCCGUGUUCUUAUUGGCUUUAGAGAACCGACUUGGACCAAUCAAAACGCCGGCGACAUUCGAGAUGCCAAUAGCCAAGGAGCUAGCCCCGCUAGUCGGUAUCAACGUCCUCGGACUGAUCUUCAACAACUACUGCCUGCAAUAUGUCGAUGCGUCAUUCCAUCAAGUCGCAAGAGGACUCGUCCUGCCAUGCACCAUACUCAUCACGAUAUUCGUGCUCAAACAAUACCCAUCUCGUUUGAGCUUGAUAGCCGCGCUCAUAGUCACAUCUGGCUUCUUCUCCGGCGUCCUAUUCGACCCGAAUCACGCUUCCUCCAAGGCUUCAGCAGCAGUCGCAAAGCCCCACUCGUCCGUGUUGGGCAUACUUUUCGGUGCUUCGUCAAGUAUCGCUUCGGCAUGUCAUGCCAUCUUAAUCAAGAAGAGUUUGACGGCCGUACAAGGUUCCGCCAUUGCCCUGUCAUACUAUAAUAAUAUCUUAUCCACACUGGCAUUGAUCCCGCUGGUCAUCAUCUGUGGAGAAGGACCAGGUGCUUUGCGCCUUCUAUCAGGAGAACACGACGCCAAGACGUUCUUCUGGGGAGCAGGUAUCACGGGCGUUUUCGGAUUUCUGAUCUCACUUGCAUCGUUCAUAUCCAUCAAAGUGACUUCUCCAGUAACUCACAUGAUCUCCUCGGCCGCACGAGGUGUCCUACAAACCAUGCUCGCAGUCUAUUUCUUUGGAGACAUCAUCUCUUCUGGUAGAAUGGUUUCCAUCGCACUCAUCAUCACCGGAUCAGUCCUUUACGUCUAUUCUAAAUCUCUACCUGAAUCCGAUUCGAAAGCUCCGUAUUCCCCGCUCGACUCCAAAUCAGUCAAUGGCACUCCGACACUCUUCGACGCUGAAGAGGGCAAGUCUACUAAAGACCACAAUCACUCAAGCUGAGCGAAGUCCUCGAUUCACUACGCCAAAGUCAAGCUCGUAUGUGAUGCAAACAUAUGCUAUAUAGUGUACCAAUUGAGACCCAAUACACAAAUACAACGCUCAGAGUGGGAUGAACAACCGAGUUUUGAA
Molecule: messenger RNA, 1291 nt
Organism: Kockovaella imperatae
Lineage: Eukaryota; Fungi; Basidiomycota; Tremellomycetes; Tremellales; Cuniculitremaceae
Exons: 9
Coding region: 92-1162 (356 amino acids)
Biological process (GO): protein O-linked glycosylation via fucose; GDP-fucose import into Golgi lumen
Cellular component (GO): Golgi apparatus
Molecular function (GO): antiporter activity
Source: RefSeq, a predicted model, not a curated record